AUGACGAAUCACGCCGAACAUCAACUCGAACGCAUUCGAAAAGAUACUCUUCUCUAUCCACACACGAAUUACAUUUUCAAAAUUACCACCAAUGUUCAUGAAUUAUUAUCAAAUAGUAGUGAGUCCAUCAAUGUGAACAGUGAACAUACCAAAAAUGUUAAUGAUUCGUUGGAAUCGAUUCAACAACAACCAUCAUCAACAGCAGUAAAUUCCAACAUUUCAUCAUCAACAGCAGUAAAUUCCACCACAACCAUUUUAACCCCUUCUCCAUCCAUUCGAUAUUUCCUAUUGCAUCGAGAUGGUGUAUUCCAAUGUUGGAAAGGAUUUAUUGGAAUACCUUCAUCAUUCCAAACAACAACAAUUACACAAUUUGAUACUCCCAAUUCCUUUGAAUUCUCUCUAUUACAAAAUAUAAAUCAUCAAGAAUCAUUGAAUACAUCCAUUUCUCCACUCAUUGGAAUGACUGAUCUAUGUCAAGAUGUUUUUAUUCAUGAAGUGAAUCAUUUUGAGAAACCCAUUGAUUAUCAUGGAUAUUCACCUUCAAUCUUUUCAAAAUUAAAUAUUCAUAAUGAUGAGAUUACCAAAAAUAUCAAUGACGAUGAUAAUAAUACCAUCACUACUUCCAAUGAUCAUAGUAAUAAUAAUCAUAAUAGUAAUAAUAGUAAUAAUAAUAAUAGUAAUAACAAUAAUAAUAAUAACAAUAAUAAUACUAAUAAUAUCAUCACUACUUCCAAUGAUCAUAACACUACAAUUCAAUAUAUGGAAAUGGAUCAACAUGACAUUUCUCAAUUUAAAAAACAUUUCAAAUCCAUAUAUUGGUUUGGUUUUGAUUGUAAUCAUUCACUUGCAAUGAAUUUAUUUGUAUUGAAUCGAAUGAGUGAAGAUUCACCUCUCUUUGAAAUGUUAAUGGAAUUAUUAGAAAAUUCUCCAAUGGAUUUUAUAGAUGUAUCACCUAUGGAAUAUCCAAGUAUUACUCAUGUAGAUGAUCAUGCUGUAAAUUUACAGGAUCAUACUAUUAAUAAUAAUACUAGUAAUAGUAGUACUAUGAAUAAUACUGAUAAUAAUAAUACUACUGAUAAUACUGAUAAUAAUAAUACCACUACAACAACAUCAAAUCCACACAAUGACAUUGAAAUUGUUAGACAAAUGAUUGAUGAAUAUUUACCUGAAAGAUCAUAUAAAACCUUUCAAGAUUGUCUUGAACUCACUCAUACUCUCAAUUCGAUAUUAUAUAGUUAUGAAGAAAUUAAGAGACAACAACAAUAUUUACAAUUGACACAUGGAAAAUAUAUUGAUUUGAAAAGUGUAUGGAAUGCUUCCAUCAAUAAGGGUAGUCAUGACUGUCAUGAGUAA
This is a messenger RNA of Naegleria lovaniensis, 1353 nucleotides long. RefSeq lists its product as uncharacterized. The transcript has a single exon. The record is from RefSeq and is a predicted model, not a curated record. Lineage: Eukaryota; Heterolobosea; Eutetramitea; Acrasida; Naegleriidae. Bases 1 to 1353 code for a protein of 450 amino acids.